Molecule: messenger RNA, 3854 nt
Organism: Schistosoma turkestanicum
Lineage: Eukaryota; Metazoa; Platyhelminthes; Trematoda; Strigeidida; Schistosomatidae
Source: the annotation of a GenBank genome assembly
CGCCGUUUAUGUGUUGCUUAAACUCUAACAUUCUAAUUGGCUGUAUUGUUUUUGGGAAGAUAAAUGAAGACACUUCACGAUAGGAUCAAUGAACUUGUCUCUCUGUAUACUAAAAGUUCACCCCUACUGGACGACAACUCUGUUAGCGUAGAAUACCUGUUAGACACAAUCGUUUGUCUGUCUUACGAAUGCAAACUCCCUCAACACAAAAAUGAGAGGAACUGUAUAAAGUUCUAUAAUGCUGUUAAAAAAUAUGUCGAAAAGAUUGAGAGUUGUUGGAUAUCAAAGUCGGAAUUCGAGACUAUAAGGCUAAUAGGAUCUGGGGCUUUUGGAGAUGUAUCAGUUGUUAAAUGGAAAAAUGAUGGAAAGAUAUAUGCUCUGAAAUCCCUCCAUAAAUAUGACAUGCUUAAACGUUCAGAUAGAGCAUGCUUUCAAGAGGAGCGUGAUGUUAUGGUGAAGGCAAUGGUCAGUAAAUCCCAGUGGCUAGCCAAAUUACAUCACACAUUUCAGGAUGAAAAGUUCUUGGUAACCUUCUUUUUUAUUUUGUAACAAACAAUAAGUAUUUUCUAAUGGAUUUUUACAAUGGUGGGGAUAUGCUUACUAUGUUAAGCAAGUUUGACGACAGGAUACCUGAAAACAUUGUACAGUUUUACGUUUCCGAAAUGGUUUUGGCUAUUGACUCUUUGCACCAGCUAGGUUACGUUCACAGAGAUAUAAAGCCAGAUAACGUGUUGUUACAAAGUUCAGGUCAUAUUGUCCUUGCUGAUUUUGGUUCCUGUUUAAAACUUGGGGAAAAUGGGUUAGUGAAGAACAAUACAGCCGUCGGAACGCCAGACUAUAUAUCACCCGAAAUUUUGCGAGCUUCCGAAGAUGGUCAGGGGACUUAUGGUGUUGAAUGUGAUUACUGGUCGCUCGGAGUUGUUAUGUAUGAAAUGCUCUUUGGAGAAACUCCUUUCUACAGUGAAAAUCUGAUUGAAACUUAUGGUCACAUUAUGAAUUUUGAGAAACAUUUCACUAUUCCAACUGAUUGUAUAAAAAUUUCCGAAUCAGCAUGUGACCUAAUGCGGCAUUUAAUUUGUGACCGGAAACGAAGAUUUGGUCGAAAUGGAAUAGAUGACAUAAAAAACCAUGCUUUUUUUAAAGGCAUAGAUUGGGAACACAUUCAUGAACAAAACCCUCCGUAUAUUCCCGAAGUCACCAGUCCAGACGAUACUUCCAAUUUUGAUAUUGAACAGUCUUCUCGGAAUCACGAAGGGCCACCACUUGGACCGAUCUUUCGAGGAUGUCAGGUUGCUUGUAUUGGAUUUACAUUUACCAACAACUCACCAUUGAAUGAAUUAGGUCCUGCACACUAUAAAAUGAUAUCGGACGACAAAUUGGAAUGUACUGAGGAAAAUUCAAAACCCAAAUGCUUAGAUUCACACAGUUUAGAUGACCCUUCUUUACCGUUAUCAUUGGAUGACGGUGAAAAGUUAAAGCCUUCAGAUGCAUCAAAGUUCGAGAGUGGGACAGAUGAAUCAUCAUCUUUCACUGAACUAAUUGAAUCCUUGAGGACAAAAUGUAAAACUUAUGAAAUGCAAAUAAUGGAAUUAAAAGACACGUUGUCGUAUUAUCGAGAAUCGAAAGAUGAUGAUCAACUGUCUGUCAAGUUAGAUUCGGACCCUACAAUAAUUAAUUUGGAAAAGCAAGAUGUAUCGUUAGAUAAUACUUCAACAGUUAAUGAUAUCACACGACAAGUUGAACUUUUGUCUCAAAAACUUAAGGAAUCAGAAGCUCAAAAUCAACUUAUUUCAGCUACUGUCAAUUUGCUUAGAAAUGAACUCUCAGAACAACAUGAGAUAAGAGAAAAGCUACAGUCUGAAGUACGUGCAUUCGAAGAAGAAAAUGAAUCACUAUGUAAGCGUGCCGCGGAUGCUCAGUUGGCUAUCAGAUUGUUGGAGUCAGAGCAUAAUGAAUUGUUAUGUGAAUUAACUCGAUUACGUGGAGAAUCAACUUUACAUCGUCAAUACAACAAUCAUACUGUAUUAGAUGAUACACAUAAUUUAGUGCAUAAAAAUGAAUCUAGAAGCUUAGAAAAUAGCAUAAAAAAUCAAAUCUCCAUAUCGUCGUCUUCAUCGUCAUCUUCAACCAAUCUAUUUAAUGGAACACAACAUUUACAUAUGAACAACCAUUCAUCAGAUUCGGAUCUACAAGAACGUUUACAUGAAAGUGAAACUAAACUAAAACGAGUCAUGGAAAAUUUGAUAGCAGUAAAAACUGAAGCACAAAAUUUGAAAUUAGGCUGGCAGUCGGAACAAAAAGAAUGGAUGAAAGAACGUGAGAUGUUAGAAGAGAAAAUUAAAAUAUCCGUUAAUCAAAAGACAAUCGCUUUGGAAGAAGAGCUAAGAACACUGAAAGAUAAUAAUGCCGAACUUGAAAAUAAUAUAACUAACUGGGAACGCCAUUUAUUCGAGUUAAACCAGUGGGUUGAUGAUGAACGUGAAGCUAAAGAAAAACUUCAUAAUUUUACAAAGCGUUUAGUGUCUGAAUUGGAUACACUUCGUAAUUCAGGUUUGGUACAAGAUUACAAUCAGGAUGCUUUAUGCCCAAAUAAUUACCAAUCGUCAUGGCGUGCAAAUGAUUUAAAUUCUUAUGAUAGUCCUGCACAAAGUGUUAUUGGUGAAAGUACAUUGGACUGGCGUCAACGCAAAUCUACCAAAUUAAAUAAAAUGGAAAGAUGGAGUCAUGAAGUAGCUUUAAACAAUGAAGUAAGAGCAAGGGAACAAGCGGAACUACGUUUGCAAGAAGUUGAAGCUCGUUUGAAAGAGAUGUACGAUCAAAAUAAUCAAAAGGAUUUAAAAAUUAAAGAACAAGAUCGUAUUAUUGAACAUUUGAAUGAACAAUUACUGGAUGUCUCCAACCAGGCACGUUUAUGUCGUAUGAAUAAUGAUACUAUCAACGAUGCAUCUAAUUUUAUGCCGAAAUCAACUUCGGAUAGGAACACAGUGGACAACAGGCGUUCUUUACCUUCACUUGAUAUUAACAGCCCAUAUACAUCGACACCAGCACAGCAAAGCUCAUGGACAACUUUAGAUGCUUCUGGAGCAUCUCAAACAUCAACUUCUACACACAAAUUUACUUUCGCUACAUUCAUACAACCAACAAAAUGUUACGUUUGCGGCAGUUUGAUACUCGGUCAAAAGUGGCAAGGUGUCCAAUGUCAAGAUUGUCAACUAAAAUGCCAUUAUCGGUGUCGUAUAUCUGUACACAUUGCUUGUACUAUGCCAAAUUUCAGUUGCAAUGAUACCUCCCAUGGUUUCGGUUCUGAUUUUGAAAGUGAUGUAAAGAUGCCCAAACUGGGUGGGAUCAAACGUGGAUGGAUAAAAUAUCGUGUAUUUUUAUCUGAUAAGCGCCUAUUCUUUUACGAUUUUGUUUCAGAAUCGUCGAAUGUUUCAGCUUUAAAUGGAAGUGGCAAUACAUUAUCUCCAUCUUUCCAAAAUUUUCAACGAUCAAGUAACUAUAAUGUAUCGUUGAAUUCUUUAAAUGUAUCGACAAAUUCCAUGUUCCAGUCGAACAGUCCAACUCGAAUUAUUGAUUUACGUAGUCCGGGAUUUUCUGUAUCUUAUGUUACUGCAGCUGAUGUAAUCCAUGCAAAGCAACAAGAUAUCCCAAAAAUAUUGAAGGUUACUGUGGAUGAUUAUAUCCCAAACGCACCAUUAUUUUUGUUGUUUGAAAGUGCUGCACUUUGUGAACGUUGGUUUAAGCUUAUUCAAGAUGUAUCAAAAUUAGUACAACGUCAUAUUAGUGCUGAUGGUGAAUAUCAGCUUUCAUCUAUAAAUUAUUAUCAAUGUAUAGAUAUUUUGAAACGAUUAUGA